Molecule: messenger RNA, 2444 nt
Organism: Bombina bombina (fire-bellied toad)
Lineage: Eukaryota; Metazoa; Chordata; Amphibia; Anura; Bombinatoridae
Gene: FERRY3
Product: chromosome 6 C12orf4 homolog
Exons: 14
Coding region: 145-1803 (552 amino acids)
Biological process (GO): regulation of mast cell degranulation
Cellular component (GO): cytoplasm
Source: RefSeq, a predicted model, not a curated record
CACCCGUAUUGUUUACGGAUCAGGAGAGGCCGGUUAAGAUGGCGCCUGUUUCAUCUGCUGUGACAGCAUAAAUCAAAAUUGGACCUGUGUAGAAACCGGUGUAACAAUAUAGCGUUCACUCCAGCGUUAUAAUUUUCAUACAGAAUGAAGCCUGGUAAAGCAAAAGACUGUUGGACAGAGAAAAACUUUGCAUAUAAUUUCCAAGCUGGAGCUCAAAGCUUUGAUCUGACCGUGCCUCUUCAGUUCCCUGUGAAGGAAAACAUUGCUCAUUUGCAUGGACGUCUAAUGCUCUUGCACAACUUGCCAUGUUUUAUAGAGAAAGAUUUAAAAAAAUCUCUGUGUCAGUUUGUGGAGGAAGAAACCAUAAAAGAUUUUGACCGAGAAGCUGAGCAGGCGCUUGAAGCUGUAAAGUCAUCUUCAGUGGAUGUAGAACAGUUGGCCAACACAUGGAUGAAAUCUUAUAAAGAGACCACGCUAGAGCAUGCACGGCCAGAAGAACCAAACUGGGAUGAAGAUUUUGCUGAUAUUUAUCAUGAUUUGAUUCAUUCACCAGCUUCUGAAACUCUCUUGAACCUUGAACACAAUUACUUUGUCAGCAUAUCUGAACUGUUAUGUGAAAGGGACAUUGAGCUUAAAAAAUUACGAGAGAGGCAGGGUACAGAAAUGAACAAAGUAAUGCAGGAACUGGGAAAAUCUCUAACUGAUCAAGAUGUCAAUGCAGUUGCUGCCCAACAUUUUGAUUCUCAACAGAUUCUUGAAAAUAAAUGGAACACAGAGUUGAAACAAUUGUCUACCAUUCAAAAACAAGAAUACCAGGAGUGGGUGAUAAAGUUGCAUCAGGAUCUUAAGAACCCCAACAACAGUUUUAUUAGUGAAGAAAUUAAAGUACAACCAAGUCGUCUACAUGAGUCAGCAGAUUCCAGUUUAGGAGUUUAUGAAGAACAUCGGCAACUAGAAGAAAGCUUUACAAUUCAUUUAGGGGCGCAACUAAAGACUAUGCAUAACCUGAGGUUGUUAAGAGCAGAUAUGCUGGACUUCUGCAAACACAAGCGUAAUCUUCGCAGUGGAGUAAAAUUACACAGACUUCAAACUGCACUGUCCUUGUAUUCAACUUCAUUAUGUGGCUUAGUCCUAUUGGUUGACAACCGCAUUAAUUCUUACAGUGGUAUCAAAAGAGACUUUGCCACAGUUUGCCAGGAAUGCACAGAUUUUCAUUUUCCACAGCUACAGGAGCAAUUGGAAGUUGUUCAGCAAGUUGUACUUUAUGCCAGAGCACAGAGAUGCCAAAAGGCCAAGCAUCAAUAUGGCUCUGCAUAUGAAACUGAAGAAAGAGGAGAAAAGGUCAAAAACUCUGAACGCAACCAUUCCAAUUUACUGCCAGGAGAGUUCUAUGUGACUCGGCAUUCCAAUCUCUCUGAAAUUCAUGUUGUUUUUCACCUGUGUGUUGAUGACAACGUGAGAAGCGGAAACAUAACUGCUCGUGAUCCAGCAAUUAUGGGUUUAAGAAAUAUUCUCAAGGUGUGCUGCACGCAUGAUAUUACAACUAUUAAUAUACCUCUGCUGCUGGUGCAUGAAAUGUCUGAGGAAAUGACUAUACCGUGGUGUUCAAAAAGAGCGGAGCUUGUGUUUAAAUGUGUAAAAGGUUUCAUGAUGGAAAUGGUUUCCUGGGAUGGAGGCGUUUCAAGGACUGUACAAUUUCUUGUGCCCCAGAAUAUUUCAGAAGAAAUGUUUUAUCAGCUCAGUAAUAUGCUUCCUCAGAUAUUCAGAGUUUCUUCAACCCUUACAUUAACUUCAAAACGUUGAUUUGUUUCCAAAAUCAGAUUAAUAAUGAGAUUUUAAUGUUUAUCUUGCUAUCUUCAUUAAUGAUUUUGAGCCAUUGUUGAUUUGUUGUACCAAUUAACGCUUCUAUUAUGGUAUAUAAGACACCUAAUUCAGCUAUAGAAGGCCCUUACUAUAGCAGAUACCCUGGUGUAAUAAUUAUGGGUUGUUUUAUUGAAGUGCAACAACAAAGACAUUCCAUUUUGCUUUGUCUCUGCGGGCACUAUUUUAGAGUAUAAGAAGUCAUUUUGAAUAGGUCAUUUCUGUUUCAGUCAGUUUCGCCAUUUUAUAAUAGCCCCACAGUAUUUAUAAGUAGUCAGUAUAAAGGAACAAAGACAUAAUUUAGAUUUUGUCUACAUAAUAUUACAGACCAGUGCAACAGGCUUAUAAAUGUUACAAAGUGGUAUUUUUUAAAACAAACUAAAGUGGUUAAAUAUUUAUUUGGGAAGGUCACCUUUAUUACUUGUAUGUUAAUUAUUCUAAACUGAGCACUGUAAAAAAAAAAAUGGAUUACUAAUUUAUUUUCAGAUGCUAUAUACAUAUUAUCAUUGGACAACUAUAAAAGUUUACAAAUGCAAAUUGUAUCUGCUAACUUAUAAAGAUUAAAUGAAUUAACAGGAAAAUAA